GGGAUCUCGAAACUCGAAUACCCCAUCGCCUUGCACUCUCUUUCGACCACCAAGUCAAGAACAGGAUCGCCUCUCGACCUAGACACUUCAGUGGUAUCUCGCUGCAAGAUCCGACCGCAUACAUCACCUUCGUUAUCACUUCAGAGCUAGCCAACUGCAUACACAAUGAGAGGAGAAUACUGUAUCGCCGGAGCUUCCGUCUUCUCGUUCAUCUCGGUCGUGUUGAUGGUCUUUGCCAUCAUCGGACAAGUCAACCCGACUUCGCUCCCCAAAUCCAUUUACAUGGUCAAGCUCGAUGUCGCCGCCUACGGUGCCGGUCUGCAAAACGCCAUGAAAUCCGCACCUAACGGUCUCUACAUGACCAACGGUUCCGCCCCCCUGGGAAAGAACACCGGUCUUCGUCAGGAAUACCGAUGGGGUGUCCUCAACUCGUGUGGAUACGCCAAGGAGGGUGGAGUCUGUAACUCGACCAGGUUCCCCGUCGAGUUCCAGCCGUUGGAGACCAUCUUGAGUGAUACGCCUAUGAAGUUCUUCAUUCAGACCAACGACAUCAUCCCCGACGAGGCCGACAAGUUCCGAAGCGAGAGCUUCAACGGCAACUUGUCCAAGGUUGGGUCCGUCCUCAUGGUUGUCGGAGGCGCUGCCGCUCUCCUGGCGUUGAUCUUUGGUGUCAUCCCCAACCGGUUGACUUUUGCCGUCUCGACCGUCAUGUCGAUCAUUGCCACUUUGACCUUGCUGAUUGGAGCCGCCAUUUGGACUGCUAUCAUCAAGCAGGACGAAUUCAUCAACAAGGUUCAGGUCGAGGGAAAGAAGCCUCUCGGGAUCAUCGUCUCGUCCGGUCCUGCCCUUUACUUGACCUGGGUCGCCUUUGCCUUCUCCUUGCUCUCGGUCGCACCCUACCUGAUCUCGUGCUGCACUUACCGAAAGUGAGCGGGCUCGGCCCGAGUCUCUCGACGACUGUAACGGCAAAAUACGGAGAGUUGUGCUACCUGGUGGCGCUGGCAGCUGCCAGGUCACAUUGCACUCCACCUUCCCCUAACUCCUCAUACCCUUCUCCUCGUCCACCGUUCUGGUCCUAUUGCUCUUCUCAGGUUGGCCGAUUCUAUAUCUAUACUUUCACUCACAAAGAACGUUCUCUCCUUUGUUCCGGCCAUACGGUACCGU
Messenger RNA from Filobasidium floriforme, 1164 nucleotides. Its product is annotated as actin cortical patch SUR7/pH-response regulator pali. The record is from RefSeq and is a predicted model, not a curated record. NCBI's taxonomy places the organism in Eukaryota, Fungi, Basidiomycota, Tremellomycetes, Filobasidiales, Filobasidiaceae. Bases 166 to 930 code for a protein of 254 amino acids. Gene Ontology annotation, biological process: fungal-type cell wall organization. The transcript is spliced from 8 exons. Gene Ontology annotation, cellular component: plasma membrane; cell cortex of cell tip.